This is a messenger RNA of Helianthus annuus (common sunflower), 1398 nucleotides long. RefSeq names its product ATP-dependent DNA helicase pif1-like. Gene Ontology annotation, biological process: DNA repair; telomere maintenance. Gene Ontology annotation, molecular function: ATP binding; DNA helicase activity. NCBI's taxonomy places the organism in Eukaryota, Viridiplantae, Streptophyta, Magnoliopsida, Asterales, Asteraceae. The transcript has a single exon. Bases 1 to 1398 code for a protein of 465 amino acids. The record is from RefSeq and is a predicted model, not a curated record.
AUGGCCUUCAUUUAUGGCUAUGGUGGAACAGGCAAGACAUUCUUAUGGACUACUAUCAUCUCGGCCUUACGCUCUGAAGGUAAAAUUGUGUUAGCAGUGGCUGCAUCUGGUAUUGCGUCUUUGUUACUUCUUGCUGGAAGAACGGCUCAUUCGCGAUUUAAGAUACCGCUCAAUCUAACAGAUCAGUCAACCUGUUACAUAAAGAAAAACACUCAUCUAGCUCAGUUGCUAACAGAAACAACACUCAUAAUAUGGGAUGAAGCACCUAUGAAUGAUCGCAGAUGCUUUGAGCCACUUGACAGAACACUUAGAGACUUGCUGAAUAGACCUCAUCAACCUUUCGGAGGCCAGUCCAUAUUACUUGGGGGUGACUUCCGACAAACUUUACCAGUAAUACCAAAGGCUUCAAAAAAUGUAAUUUUAUCAUCGUCUCUUCCAAGAUCAUAUCUAUGGAGACAUUUUAAAGUGUACAAAUUGACAGAAAACAUGUGCUUUCAAAGUACGAAUCUAGACGCAAAUCACAGAGCCAAGAUUGCAACGUUCUCAUCAUGGUUGCUUGAUGUAGGUGACGGGAAAUUAGGAACUCCAGACGUUGACAAUCCCCAAAACACUAGAAACAUCGAGAUCCCGUUAGACUAUGUCAUACCUUAUAGUGAUAAUGCACUUCAAGAGCUUAUUCAGUUUAUCUAUGAUGACGCCACUUUGCAGAAUCCAACAACUGAAAUUCUUCACAACAAAGCAAUUGUUUGUCCUAAAAAUGAAACUGCACAAGAGAUUAAUAACAUGGUUCUUGCAUGUAGCCCUGGAUAUAGCAAGAUAUAUCUCAGCACUGACACAAUGAUACCCAACUUAGGAAGCCAUGGUGAUAUUGAAAUGCUUUACCCAACAGAGUAUUUGAACUUGCUGCAUUUUAGUGAACUGCCGCCACAUCAGUUAGAGCUAAAAGUAAAUACACCAGUUAUGCUAAUACGUAACAUCAAUCAAACAGCUGGUUUGUGCAAUGGCACAAGAUUAAUAAUUACACAAUUGCUUCCAAGGGUGAUUGAGGCACAUAUAGUGACUGGUACUGCAAUUGGCCACCGUGUGUACAUACCACGUAUAUCUCUGACACACACAGACAACGAACUACCUUUCACUUUCAAGAGAAAGCAAUUUCCGAUUAAACUAUGCUACGCCAUGACAAUUAACAAAAGCCAAGGCCAAUCACUUAACAAGAUCGGGGUAUACCUUCCCGAGCCAGUGUUCGACCAUGGUCAAUUAUAUGUGGCAUUAUCAAGGGCAACAUCCCCAGACUCUUUAAAAAUACUAACAACCCCAAUGAAGGAUAUGCCAUCCAAUGUUACGAAGAACAUAGUCUACUCUGAUUUUCUACAUCAGAUAGACAUUAACCAAUCUUAA